CUCUCGAAAUCCUUAUUAUACCUCCAAUCUUGGCAAUUGUUAAUUCACCGAUUCCCGUAAUUAUUGAUACAGAUGGUGAUUCAGAUGACUUCCUUGCAAUCCUUUAUGCUCUUAAAUCUAAGGAAAUUGAUGUGCGAGGAGUUACUUUCCAAGGAGAUGGAUGGUCCCACGCAGCUUCGGCUCAGAAUAUAAUUCAUAUAAUUGAUGAUAUUUAUUCUGGAAAGAAUAUUCCGGUAAUACUUGGACCAGACUAUAAUCUCUACGAGACAGACCAAGAUCCUAGUUCAUUAGGCUCCCCAGGUUGUACCUACCAGAAAUCGGUCCCAGAAGGAGCGGGCGGAAGACGUGAUGCAGACUUAUUAUAUGGCCUUAAUACUCAACUCAGAAUAUCAAAACGGAUAUGGUAUGACGUUAUUAAAGGGUUUAAUAUCACUCGCGACUUCGCCGACCUCAUUGACUCUGUAAUUAAACAAACUGGAAAGAAACCCACAAUAAUAGCAAUCGGUCCUGGUACUAAUAUUGCCACCCUCCUACGUGCCUUUCCAAUUUAUUCCAAAAAAAUAGAACGAGUUGUCUGGUUAGCUGGAGCUUUAGAAGUUCCUGGGAAUUUAUUUAGCGUUUCGAGUAAUACUCGGGCCGAAUUCAACGUUUUUCUUGACUGCGUCGCUGCUAAAGAACUACUUUCCUCCGACUUAAGCAUCACCUUAGUGCCACUCGACUUUACCGGCGAAACGCUUCUCAAUAUUGCUUUCUUUGAUAAACUAUCAAAUCUUACAAGUUUUUACGGGAAAUUCACUUAUGAUCUUUUGUCUACUAUUCGAACAACAUGGGUUGGUGGAGAUCCUGCGUUUUUUGUUGGAUAUCAACUUUGGGAUCCUAAAGCUGUAGCCGUUGUUAAAGGAAUAGGUGUCUCGGAGGUUGCAUCAAACCGUUCAUUGGCUGUUACCUGCGUUGGAGAUAUAAACAAAGAUGGCCAGUUUCUAAUUUCUCAAGUUUUAACCAAGGCUAACUUCCAGAUUGCAACUAAGGCUGAGGUUAGUAAUCCAAUUGAAGAUUCUCCAUUCUUCAACGAUUUUCUUGAUGUGCUUAGUGAAGAUUAG
Molecule: messenger RNA, 1100 nt
Organism: Acaulospora morrowiae
Lineage: Eukaryota; Fungi; Glomeromycota; Glomeromycetes; Diversisporales; Acaulosporaceae
Source: the annotation of a GenBank genome assembly